AGAAAGAAACCUAUGAAUUGCAUUGGGAGCAGCACAAUCCUGACGCUGCUCUGGUUUCUGUUCUUCUUUUCUUCGUCCUCGAAAACACAACCGACAACCUCGUCCUCAAAAUUAAUUGAAAUUCAAAAUUGCUAAAAUUAAGAAACAAAAAGUCACGUGUAUUCCACGCCGCCACCAAUAACUUUCUGCUCUCUCCUCUCCCACCGUCGUCAACGCAAAAACACCAACCCGUUCCCUUUUCCGAACCGGAAUGGAGGUUGGGGUCUCCGAUCCGAACCCGAACCCGGUUCGGGUGAAGCGGAAAACCCUUGAGGCCAUGCUGGAACAGUGUCAGAGAGCCCUUGAACUCAUCAAUGCUUCCGAUGGACAACACCAAGAGCAAGAAGAGGAAGAAGAAGAAGAAGACUCUGAUGAAUCACAACCUUCCACCUCCCCCGAUCCAGAAACUGAUCAGUUGUGUGACCUAAUCAAAUCUAGAGUUGAGUGCCCUGACUUCCUUGAAAAGUUGGAGUAUGCACAAGCAUCAGUUUCUCUCAGUGUAGCUGAAGAAGGUAGUUCUUGGGAUCUUGUUAGCGAAAAUGAUCUUUGGGAAGGUGAAGAUGCUAACUCUAACUCAGACCAAGAAGAUUAUGUCCUUGUUAAACAAGAAGAUAUUGUGGAAGGAAUAGCAUGUUUCAUGGCUGCAUAUUUGUUGUCCCUCAAGCAAACCAAGGAUUUAACCCCAAAUCAACUCCAGGAUGCUCUUAGCAAGACAUUUUCUGUGCAAAAGAAAAAGGGAAAGCUUCGAAAGGCAUGGGAUGGGAGCAAAGUUGUUUAUAAUGUUGCAUCAUGGGGAGCUACAGCCAUUGGGAUAUAUCAAAAUCCUGUUAUUGCAAGGAUUGCAACUAAAGCAUUCUGGACUUCUUGCCAAGUUAUAUCAAAGCUACUCUGAUCAGCCGAUGCAGCUUGAAGAAAAGUUGAACUGUAGUAAAUUGACUGUUGUGUAUUUGCUUGUGCCGCAAUUAAGAUUGGUUUUCUAAACUCCCUCUGCACCGAGUUUCAAUUGAUCUUUAUGUAGUUUGAUCAUGUAAAUAUCUUUAUUCAAAUGUCCCAAGUGCUAUUCAAAUUCUUAUUCACAA
Molecule: messenger RNA, 1118 nt
Organism: Vigna angularis (adzuki bean)
Lineage: Eukaryota; Viridiplantae; Streptophyta; Magnoliopsida; Fabales; Fabaceae
Exons: 6
Coding region: 251-931 (226 amino acids)
Source: RefSeq, a predicted model, not a curated record